AAUGCUGCAGUCCUCCUGUCCAGCAGGUGGCGGUGUUGCACCAGUGAGCCGCUAAUAAAGCAAACAGGAAGCGGAAAAGCUGCAGGCUGUUGUUCAGCCGCAGGAGAAUAAUGGCGGAUGAGGAAGAGGAGGCGGGCUUCGAGGAGGAGCUGGAUGAUGGCUCCGGCGGGAUGGACUCCUCCGGCCACGGCCGCAGGAAGAGGCUGUUCUCCAAGGAGCUCCGCUGCAUGAUGUACGGCUUCGGGGACGACCAGAACCCUUACACGGAGUCCGUGGACAUCCUGGAGGACCUGGUGAUCGAGUUCAUCACGGAAAUGACGCAUAAAGCCAUGUCCAUCGGGCGGCAGGGGCGCGUGCAGGUGGAGGACAUCGUUUUUCUGAUCCGCAAAGAUCCCCGGAAGUUCGCCCGCGUCAAAGACCUGCUCACCAUGAACGAGGAGCUGAAGAGGGCCAGGAAAGCUUUCGAUGAGGCCAAUUAUGGCUCCUGAUGGACGCA
Cyprinodon tularosa is the source of this 496-nucleotide messenger RNA. It is a transcript of the gene taf13, whose product is annotated as TATA-box binding protein associated factor 13. Gene Ontology annotation, biological process: transcription by RNA polymerase II. NCBI's taxonomy places the organism in Eukaryota, Metazoa, Chordata, Actinopteri, Cyprinodontiformes, Cyprinodontidae. Bases 111 to 488 code for a protein of 125 amino acids. The record is from RefSeq and is a predicted model, not a curated record. Gene Ontology annotation, cellular component: transcription factor TFIID complex. Gene Ontology annotation, molecular function: protein heterodimerization activity. The transcript has 2 exons.